GUCGCAGAUUUAAUCGCAACGCAACAGUGGCCCUCCAACAUGUUCUCCUCGAUGCCACCGAGCGCUACUGGCGUUGGUAGCGGAACCGAAGUGAAGAAAGCGCCCAGCAAUUGGUUCUGGUCGCUUCGCAGGCAGCCGAAGCCGAAAAAAGCUAUCCUAGAACCGGACAAACCGUUACAGAAAAGCUGCGUGGAUCUAUCGUCCGCGGCAACAAACGGAAGCACAACGCUGUUCGGAAACAAUCGACUGGACGAGGUAGUGUCCACCAGUAGUUCCUCCAUCGAACGUCCAACGGCUGGUUGUACGUGCGAGUACGUGCAGGUAUUCGAACCACCGGAAACAACGGGCAGUAUCUCGACGACUGCCACCAUCACGACGACGGUGUCACGCCAUCAGAACGAUGCACUGCUCGAAUCGGCUUCAUCCGAUAGUAAUCUUGCCUUAAGUUCCUCCACCUCACCGCUCGAGGGUGCGGUCGGUGUGCAGCCAUACGCGACGAAUAGUUUGCGGCGCCGGAAGGAACAGGUCGUGUACGGUGCGAAAACGGUCACGACAGUGACGAAGACGACCGUGCUAAACCGUCAGCGAACGUAUCGCGUGGGACUCAUCUUCAGUGACAAUGGGGAGCUACUGAACAGUAACCUUGACCUGCGGCAGUUGGUCGAGGAAAGCAAGCGCAACUUCCUCAAUGCGCUUGGGAAGGCGGGCGAAACGGAAGGUGGCGCUCUUGCCAUACCGCCACCGCCCCGAUUACCGUCGGACCUUGCCAAAGAGCCCAACAACAAUGAGGCUCAGCGAACGUUGAAGGACUCGGCAAAGGGUGAACUGCAGCACCAGUUUAGCAUACUGGACGAUAGCAAUUUUGACUUCAUUGACGAUAGUGCCGAUCUGUUCAACCGUAACUACCCUCAUCAACCUCCAUCAGCGUCGUCGACCGUGGCAGAACUACCAAGACCAUCGGUGUUGGCAUCGCCGGGUGUGGCGCUUCCCAUUACCAAAGUGUUGCGUAUGUGCAACAACUGUAAAAACAAGAGUAAUCUAGUCUACCAGCGGAGCUGUUCGCAACCGAAUCGUAAGCAAAUCAACGAUGAGCUGAACGAGGUCGAAUCGGAGAUGAAAUCCCACGAAAGCAAGGAGGAGAACAAACAUUCCAACAAAGACAAACAGAUGGCGCUAGGGCGGAAAAAGUUCAACAUGGAUCCAAAGAAAGGAAUAGAAUUUUUAUAUGAAAACCAGCUCCUAAGGACAGAUCCCCAGGAUGUCGCACAGUUCCUGUACAAAGGGGAAGGCCUCAACAAAACGGCAAUUGGUGAUUAUUUGGGUGAAAAGAAUGACUUCAACGAGCAAGUGCUGAAGGCCUUUGUAGAAUUACAUGAUUUUACGAAUCUUAUACUGGUGCAAGCUUUAAGACAAUUCCUCUGGUCAUUCAGACUGCCCGGCGAGGCGCAGAAGAUCGAUCGCAUGAUGGAAUGCUUCGCCCAGCGGUACUGUCAGCUCAAUCCGGACAUCUUCACCAACACGGACACGUGCUACGUGUUGAGCUUUGCCAUCAUUAUGCUCAACACAUCGCUCCACAAUCCAUCGGUAAAAGAGAAGCCCACGGUUGAACAGUUCAUUUCCAUGAACCGUGGUAUCAACAAUGGGGGCGAUUUGCCGCGCGAACUGUUGGAGUCCUUGUAUGAGUCGAUACGGGCGGAACCGUUUAAAAUACCUCAGGACGAUGGCAACGAUCUGAUGCAUACCUUCUUCAAUCCGGAUAAGGAGGGAUGGCUGUGGAAACAGGGUGGAAGAUAUAAAUCGUGGAAGCGAAGAUGGUUUAUACUGAACGAUAACUGUCUCUAUUACUUCGAAUACACCACCGACAAGGAACCAAGAGGGAUCAUUCCAUUGGAAAAUAUUGCGGUGCGUGAGGUAACGGACCGCAGUAAACCGCACUGCUUCGAGCUGCACGCAAGCGGUGGCGCCGACAUUAUCAAAGCGUGCAAAACGGACAGCGAGGGCAAGGUGGUGGAAGGUAAGCACACCGUUUACCGGAUGUCGGCCGCAACCGAAGAGGAGCAGCAGGAGUGGAUCAACCGACUCAACCAAUCGAUCAGCCACAACCCGUUCCACGACAUUCUAGUACAAAGGAAAAAGAAAGCCCUGGCAAAAAACCCGUUCGCUACACUACUCCAGUGGUUCAGUUGCGGGUUGUUCUGCGCCGACCGUAAAAAGCUCCAACGUCAGCGUACGACCGUCGACGAGUACCAUCUGAUGCCGCUCUAG
This is a messenger RNA of Anopheles maculipalpis, 2265 nucleotides long. RefSeq names its product cytohesin-1 (gene step). The transcript has 10 exons. Lineage: Eukaryota; Metazoa; Arthropoda; Insecta; Diptera; Culicidae. The record is from RefSeq and is a predicted model, not a curated record. Gene Ontology annotation, molecular function: guanyl-nucleotide exchange factor activity. Gene Ontology annotation, biological process: regulation of ARF protein signal transduction. Bases 40 to 2265 code for a protein of 741 amino acids.